AAAAUUUUUAACAUCAUAAAAAAAUGUUUGCUUUCCAUCAUUUAAUUUGUAAUUAUGUAAUGAGUUUAAGAAUUAAGAUUUGAAAUAGCUGGGAGGAUAAAGGGAAUAAUUUCUGAUAGCUAAUUAUUAAGUAGAAUUCACACUCUGGAACCCCAUUUUUAAAAUGGGUGAAAUGGGACAGAGUCAAAACUAACUGCUGCUCAGCAUCUAUUUUCAGCUUAUUUCUGCAAAGGACCGAACACUAUCUACAUUCUUUCAACGUACAUAAGUAUAUCGGGAGGGAUUUACAGCAUCCAUUCAGAAUCGAUUCUUAGAGGUGGGUAAGAGUUAAAUGACUUUUGCUGGGGAUAAUGUAAUGUACUCGGAGGCUCAGCCUGAGUCAUGCACACUGAAACACGAGUGCUGUCACACCCUUUCCCUGAAGAGGACCCGGGCAAGUUUCCUGCCGGCAGAGCACAGGAGAGGACAGUCCUGCUUCCACUGGCUGCUAACACACAAAACUGAGGUGAAACCGUGCUCCCUAAUUUUACACAUUUGAAACCGUUUGGGAAACAGGACUCAGGAUGAAAGCGGUCAUCUUUGCAGCUGCUGCAGUAAUGCUUCAGUCGCCUACUUUUUGCCAAAGCGGCAUGGAAAAUGAUGCAGACAACUUGGCAGAGCCAACGUUACCUAUUAAGACCUUUCGUGGAGCUCCCCCAGAUUCUUUUGAAGAGUUCCCCCUUUCUGCCAUAGAAGAUUGGACAAGAACCACAACUGUAAAAAUCAAGUGCCCUGAAGAAAGUGUUUCAAAUCUCUAUGUGAAUAAUGCUACCAUUGGGUAUCUGAGGAGCUCCCUAAGUACCAAACUGAUACCCAUCAUCUACAUCCUGGUGUUUGUAGUAGGUGUGCCAGCCAAUGCGGUGACCCUGUGGAUGCUCUUCUUCAGGACCAAAUCCAUCUGUACUACUAUCUUCUAUAUCAACCUGGCCACUGCAGACUUUCUUUUUUGUGCCACAUUGCCCUUUAAAAUAGCUUACCAUCUCAAUGGGAACAACUGGGUAUUUGGAGAGCUCAUGUGCCGGGCCACCACAGUCAUCUUUUACGGCAACAUGUACUGCUCCAUUCUGCUUCUUGCCUGCAUCAGCAUCAGCCGCUACCUAGCCAUUGUCCAUCCUUUCACUUACCGGGGCCUGCCCAGGCGCACCUAUGCCUUGAUAACUUGUGGACUGGUGUGGGCCACAGUUUUCUUAUACAUGUUGCCCUUUUUCAUCCUGAAGCAGGAGUAUUAUCUUGUCCAGCAGGACAUUACCACCUGCCACGAUGUCCAUAAUACAUGUGAGUCUUCAUCUCCUUUCCAGCUCUACUACUUCAUUUCCUUGGCAUUCUUUGGAUUCUUAAUUCCAUUUGCAGUCAUUAUCUACUGCUACACGGCUAUCAUUCGGACACUUAAUGCAUACGAUCAUAGAUGGCUAUGGUAUGUUAAGGCGAGUCUUCUCAUUCUUGUGAUUUUUACCAUUUGCUUUGCUCCCAGCAAUAUUAUACUUAUUAUUCACCACACCAACUACUACUACAACACCGAUGGCUUAUACUUUAUCUAUCUCAUAGCUUUGUGCCUUGGUAGUCUGAAUAGUUGCCUAGAUCCAUUCCUUUAUUUUCUCAUGUCGAAAAUUAUAAAUCACUCCACUACUUAUCUUACAAUAGUGAAAUCAUCUUAGAGAACAAGGAAAGCUAUUUGCUUUACAUAUCAUGUGGCUGAAUGAAUGGAAGAAUAAAAUUCUAAAGCACCUUAACAGCAAUGGAAAUCCACUGAAUUCAUACUGAGAAAGGUAUGCUGUAUGACAUGGGACAACACUUUUGGUUGGGCAUGUGAAAAAGAAAAAACAAGGACGCUAAGCUAAGAGUAUUCUCAUAAAAUCAUUUAGAAGUUUAAAAUAAUGUCUCUGUUAUUUUUGUUCCUCAAACAUAGUUUUUAAUGGGGAAAUGAUAUUUUGUUAUAAAUACUCAUUAUCUCCCUAUAGGUAAAUGAGUAUAUUUCCCCUAGCUUAAGGAUUAGUCAGGAGGUGGGAUAUUAUGGGUUAAGAGGAUGAAGGAUUGCUGAAAUGAAUUUUCAAUCUGUAGGAAUGUGCAUAGACUACAUACUCUGUAGUAAACAUCAAAACAAUAAAAAGUUUUAUUUA
Molecule: messenger RNA, 2156 nt
Organism: Pteropus alecto (black flying fox)
Lineage: Eukaryota; Metazoa; Chordata; Mammalia; Chiroptera; Pteropodidae
Gene: F2RL2
Product: coagulation factor II thrombin receptor like 2
Exons: 2
Coding region: 564-1694 (376 amino acids)
Biological process (GO): phospholipase C-activating G protein-coupled receptor signaling pathway; blood coagulation; thrombin-activated receptor signaling pathway
Cellular component (GO): membrane
Molecular function (GO): thrombin-activated receptor activity
Source: RefSeq, a predicted model, not a curated record